CUGUGCGACUGUCUGCUCCAGGCCAGACGCUGGCGCCAUGGAGGAGUACGCUCGCGAACCUUGGACAGGGUCUCCAUUCAUAGCCCAGGUUGGACUCCAACUUGUGAUCCUCCUGCCUCAUCUUCCCAAGCAUUGUGCUUACAGCCCAUGGCGAAUUGUGGAUGAUUGCGGUGGAGCCUUCACUAUGGGUGUCAUUGGUGGUGGAGUCUUCCAGGCUAUCAAGGGCUUUCGUAAUGCCCCCGUUGGAAUACGACACCGCUUCAGAGGCAGUAUCAAUGCCGUGAGGAUUAGAGCACCCCAGAUUGGAGGUAGCUUUGCAGUGUGGGGAGGCCUGUUUUCUACCAUUGACUGUGGCCUUGUAAGACUUCGAGGCAAGGAAGACCCCUGGAACUCCAUCACCAGUGGAGCGUUGACUGGAGCAGUGCUGGCUGCACGCAGUGGUCCGCUGGCCAUGGUGGGCUCUGCAAUGAUGGGGGGCAUCCUGUUGGCCCUCAUCGAGGGUGUUGGCAUCCUUCUCACUCGCUAUACUGCCCAGCAGUUCCGCAAUGCACCCCCAUUCUUGGAGGACCCCAACCAGCUAACCCCUAAAGAGGGAGCUCCAGCCCCAGGUUAUCCCAACUACCAGCAGUACCAUUGAGGAAGCCGCUGCCUGCCCCUGCCACCGUGGAGCUACUCCUCAGUUUCCUCCCGGAUGAUCUACCUCCAAGGGAGGACUGGCUCCUACAUAACCCUGAAACUCUCCAGAGAGGGCCUCUAUUCUACUCCCUUGUUCUGUGGUAGGGGUGGGGGCACCCCAGCAGCCUUGUCACUUGGUCCCCUUUUUUGUCUCUCAGGGCACCCCAGCCUCACACAUGUAACAGUAUCUCAUUCCAGAUCCUCCAUGUGGCACCCUGAUGAACGUUUAAAGCCAGUUUUGAAAUUUC
Molecule: messenger RNA, 923 nt
Organism: Cricetulus griseus (Chinese hamster)
Lineage: Eukaryota; Metazoa; Chordata; Mammalia; Rodentia; Cricetidae
Source: RefSeq, a predicted model, not a curated record